Messenger RNA from Glossina fuscipes, 10453 nucleotides. RefSeq lists its product as uncharacterized. Gene Ontology annotation, biological process: regulation of transcription by RNA polymerase II. The record is from RefSeq and is a predicted model, not a curated record. Bases 1133 to 6628 code for a protein of 1831 amino acids. The transcript has 9 exons. NCBI's taxonomy places the organism in Eukaryota, Metazoa, Arthropoda, Insecta, Diptera, Glossinidae. Gene Ontology annotation, molecular function: DNA-binding transcription factor activity; RNA polymerase II cis-regulatory region sequence-specific DNA binding.
GAAUAUGAGAGACAAGCAAAUCGGUGAAAAUCCCUGAAUUCCGUCGUGCUGCGCUACUAAAGCGCGUAAAAAUCUAUAAAGUUGUACAAAUUCGUAAAACUUUUGCAAAAUAAAUAUAAUUAGGAGUUUUUGGAAUUGAAAAUCUACGUAAUUGACAUAAAAUUGAUAUAAAAUCGUGCAAAUUGAGAGUGCAUAAAAUUUUUAGCAUUUUGCCGCGACGUCGGCUGCAUGCACGACGAGAAAUUCAAUUCGUAUUUUGGUUGCUGCUGGUCUUUUAUUCGAGUGUGUUGUGUUUGUGUGCUACAGGAGGUGGCAAGAAUAAAGUAGAUAGUUUUUAUAGCUUGUACAUAUAUAUGUAUAUUUCUAAAGAUCCGAAUUUAUGUAAUUAAGAAAAAAAAUUAAUAAAAUACAUACGUACAAAUGGAGCUAAAUGAAUAAAUGAGUCAAAAGUGGUAAAACAAAAAGAAUCGCGAAAAGGCUGCACAUAAAAUGAGUAUCAUUCCGUUCGCUUAUGAGCUAAUAAAUUUUCUAAAUUAUAGAAUUGUGCAGAUCUGGGAAACAAGGUAUACAAGGAAAAUCGAAAUACAAAAAAAAGGAUAAAACGAGAAGAAAAUUAAGAAAACCUUAAGAAACGAGAAGAGUGUAAAACGAGAAACGGCGUUAACUUUAAAAGUGGCAGAACUAACCUCAAUUACGGUUACAGUGCUGCAAAGAUUGCGCGAAAUCUAUACGCUCAGUCUGCAGUAACUGCGAAUAUCGUAGCAGAGCUGUUGUCAUAAAAAUAAAAAAUAAUAAAAUUAAAAAUAAAUAAAAAGGAAAUCACCCAAUAAAAAAAAAUGUUGAUGUGAAAACGAGCAAAGAGAAAAUAAAAUAACAAGCAAGCAAGAAAUAAGCCUUCUUUGAGAAUGUAUGAGGGUUUGCAUACACACGUGUGUGUGCUGUAUGUGUGCGUAAGUAUGCAAUAGGCAUUAAAAACGAAAAAGCAAGAGAAGAACAUAAAUACAAAUAAAUAAUAAAACAGCUAAUGAAAUAUAUUCAUACAUAUAUGUAUAAAGGAAAUUAAAAUUCAUAACGAAUUUGAACCAAAUGUGGAGAAAAAAGCAGAAGCAGAAGAAAUCAACCAACCAACAAAAUGGAUACAUCAACAAAAAGCACACAAUUGGAUUUUAAAAUACUGGUUGAACAAUCGUUUGGUUUAUUGGACAAUUUAAAUGCUACAACGCGGCGCGAUGCAUUGCACUAUUUGUUGCAAGGUCUAAAGUUUAAAUAUACCGAUGAUUGUAACCACGUUGUGCGUAGAGUUUUUGCUGAUAUCGUAGACACACCUUCUAAGGAAUCAAUACAUUUGGUUGUCAAUACGAAAAAGGAAGAAAUUAAGAGUGAUGCUGAAAAUACGUCGACCGAUUUGAAUCAAAACUUCGAAAAAAUCCUCUGCAAAGAGGAGUUUAUGUGCCUGGACGAAGACGAAGUUUAUUCAGAUGAUGUUGACAAUGAUAACACAAGUACACUCAGUAAACGGAUGCGGUAUGCGGCAAUUCGUGGAGCGGCUAAUCGUGACCCACUCGAUUUUAUACCUUCUGGGUUAAUUGAUCCUCGACGUCUGAGUCGAGUUCAUACCGUUGAGGGUGGUAGCAAUUGUUCCGAAGUUCUUACAGAUGUUGCUCUCGAGCGCAAUCGUCAAAGAGCAUUUGGUCAUCAAUACAAUAACCAAAAUAGUAGAUCGCAAUACCCGCGCCGAUUGAUCGAGAAUCUGCCGCAUUAUUUACGCUUGGCAGAGAAAUAUGUCUUCCAUCCUGACUCUGAAUUCACUGUUCAUUUCCAUCAUAGAACCUCAGAAUUAAGUAUUCAUGUUUUUAAGGAGCAAUUUCGUAUACAAUUAAAAGAAGCUCUCAAGUCGCAUCAUAAACCAUUUCUGAAAGAAUUCAUCAAUGAUUUCAUUUUGACGGGCCGCUUGUUAGGGGUAACACCGCCAAAGAAUGUUCUACAAACCAUACGUGCCGAACGGGAAGUGGAAUGGCGUCAACAGGCCCUACGUAAACAGGAGAUUUUGAAGCAAAAACAGUUACUGUCGCGGCAACCUAACCGCCGUAUGCUAUCUGUGCCUAUAUGUGGCAACACGAUUGCUGUUGAAUCAGAAACGGAAUUUGAAGUAGAGGCUCCGGCCCCUCAGGAGAUAAUGAAGUUUGAAGAGAUCAUCGAAGAAGGAAUGGGUCCUGGCCGUCUUAUUGACGGUUUAGUAAUGGAGCCAGAAAUUGAAGACGUAGUUGGUGAAAGAAGUACCAGUAUUAGUGGUACGAGCGGCAGUGGCAGUAGUAACAGCUCUGCUGGUAAUGGCUUAGAAGCGAUUCCCAGUGAGAUGGUUACAACAGAUAGUGCUUCAACACUAACUGCCCUUCAAAGUGGUGGUAGUGAUGCGAAUUCAUUGGGUAAUAGCAGCUUUAGUAACAAUUUAUCACACACUCAACAACAACAACAAGAUCAGCAACAAAGCAACAGUAAUCUUGGGAUAAAUGGUCUUACGCCUAUAAGCAAUAAUUCAACUAAUAGCGUUAAUAUAGUGAACGAUAUGCAGGAAGAACAAACGAUUGUCGACAAUAAUUUCGCGACAUUUUCUCCUAAGGAGCAGCAACAACAGGGCAAUAAUCAUCAACACAUGCAGCAGGAAUCACAAUCAUUGCAAAAUAAUGAUCUAGAAGUGAGGCAUUUAAAGGCAGAUGGUGUAACAAUUAAUAACUCGCUUCAACUUCAGAGUACAAAGCCAUCUAUUCAACAUAAUAUUAAUAACAUCAUAAACAAUAGUAUGCAUCCACAACAGCACUUUCAAGCACAGCAGCAACAGCGGUAUAUGCAUAUGCAGCAACAGCAAAAUCAUUUGAAUUCUCAUAUCCAAGCGCAAAAUCAUCCAUUGGCUAUGAUCGGCGGCAUGAUGGAAAGUGCGAAUCAAGAGCAUCAACAACAGUUACAAGCGCAACGCGUACAGCAGCAUGUCACUAACAGUUUGGCAAACAGUAUUGACAGUAUACUCGACGGCACAACGGCCAGUAGAUCCCAACCGUCUGCUCAGCAAAUGCAAUUUAUGCAUUAUCAGCAGCAACAGCAGCAACAACACUUACCACCUCAUAUACAAAGCGUCUCACAGCAACAACAAUUGCAACAGCAACAAACACAUCCAAAUGCGAUGAUGUCACCCAUGAACAUUGGUGGCAUUCCAACUGCAGCCGUAACGUUGCAAAUGAGGGGUACCUUGGAUACGAAAUCCGUUAAUGCUUCUUUCGAACAAGACGACCAUGAUAUUUCACACGAUGAAGACGAAGAUGAUCACGAAAACGACACUAAUGACGGUAUGGAGACCAAAACUCAGCUAAUAGAUGGUGGCAGUAGCAGCAGUACAUCGCUCCAGGCGCCAUCGAGUGGAUCUAAUCCGGGUGGAGGGGUGUCCACUGCACAAGUUGGCUCCGCAACGGGUUCUAAGAAAGAGAAGCCAAGCUAUAGUUGUUUAUUGUGCCCGAAAUCUUAUCGUAAACGGAAAUCGCUUCUAGAUCAUUAUAAAAUUCAUCCAGGUUAUUGUCACGAUUGUGGCAAGCCGAACGGUACUUCGCUCGAAGAAAUCAUACAUCACAAUCGUACGAUGCAUGCCAAGGAAUAUCCAUUUGUUUGUGAGACAUGUGGAGAAUCAUAUUCGCGUCGUCAACAGUUUCAUGCACAUGUCGAAUCUCACAACAAAAAAGAUAUCAAAACCUACUCCUGCCAUGAGUGUGGGCAAAAGUUUACUCACAAAAAGAUGCACCAACAACAUCUGGAUGAUACCGGUCACAAGGCCGAUGGCGCGAUUUGCGAAGUGUGCGGCGAGGAAUUUCCUUCCAAAAAUGCACUCUAUCAGCAUAUAAUACGGGUCCACAAAAAGGACAAUUUCUUUGAAUGCCACAUAUGCCAGAAUCGUUUCACACUUAAAGCAAAUCUCGAACGCCAUGUUCAGCUACACACGGAAAUCAAACGCACUUACGUUUGUGAUAUUUGUGGAUCAUCGUAUUUUACAUAUCCAGCAUUAAAAGAUCACUACAGUAACGCACACACUGAUGCUUCCGAGUGCAAGUGUACGUUAUGUGGCAAACGCUUUGGUUCGGUGAAAUCGCUACAGCGUCAUUUGCCAUCGCAUUCAGAAGAAAGGCCUCAUUGCUGUUGCUAUUGCGAUCAGACUUUUAAAUGGAAGACGCAUUUGGUACGUCACAAGCAAACUGUUCAUGGAAACCAACCGUCACCGAAAAAGGUUAAGCGAUUUACGAAAGAGGGCGAUGAACUGGUAUCAAUGGCGGAUGUGCCAGGUCCGCCACCGGCUAAGGUUGCUAAAAAGUCAAAUGUCAGUAAACCAAAGCAACAACCGAAUCAGCAACAGCAGCAGCAGAUAGGCUCCAUAUCCACACCGCCGCCGUUGUCAACAACACCGGGAACAUCGUCUUCUUCCCAACAAGAGCAAUUUAACGCAGCAAUUAUCAGUAAUAAUAGUUCACAAUCGUCGACGGCGUCUACAUCGCAACAUUCAUUGUCUGCAAAUGAACCUCAGCCCGGUUCCAUGUAUAGUCAGAACUUUAGCACAGAAAAGUUGUUAGGACAGCAACAACAGCAAUCCGUUCAUACAUCACAUAGUGCACAACAUUUGCAAUCGCAAUCGCAACAACAACAACAACAACAACAGCAGCAGCAAAGGCCCACACCGCCUCCAACACAUCAUCAACAGCAGCAGCACCAUCGUCACACGCCUAACAGUAGUCAUACACCUGAUAAUAUAAUGCCUCGAAUGAACAAUUUUGCCGGCGGUUUAACCGCUCAACCGGAAGCGCAGUUUCACUUUGAUCAAAACACGGUGGGCAGCUCUCCUUCAGUAAUGACAAAUCCAGCUGCCUAUCAACAGCACCAGAUUCUAAAUCAAUACCAACAACAGCAGCAGCAGCAUCACCAUCAGCAGCAGCAACAGCAGUUGCACGCAGCACAACAACAGCAACAGCUUCGAAGUCAUACGCCGCAAAGUCCAUUGCAUCAACCAACGCAAAUGCAGCCUCAACACUUCACAUCACCCCAUCAGCAUUUGCAAGCAGCCCAGCAUCAACAGCAGAUAAAUCAUCAUCAACAACUGCUCCAGCAGCACCAGUUGCAGCAGCAACAACAACAACAACAACAACAGCAGCAGCAGCAACAUCAACGUCACAAUCAGCAGCGAUCGCCACAUCACCACCAAACACAAGCCCAACAGCUGCAGCAACAGCAUCAGCAGCCUUCACACUCGCCACAGCAUGCGCGACUGCAAUCCCCUCAGCCACAACCUCACACGCCACACACGCCUCGACCAUCUUCAGCACACCAGAUUCAGACGCCGCAGCAGCAAAAUCCAGGGGUGAAUCAUCAUCAUCAACCACAACAACAACAAUAUCAACAACAGCAGCAAUGCGUUCCAGAUGCCUGGGGCAAUAUGAACUUUGUCUCACACCCUAACACUAAUCCAGGAGCGCAUCAACAGCAACAACAGACACAGCCACAACAUGGCAGUGCCAGCAACAGCGCAACUCCCGAUGUCAAAGACAAUCCUAAUAAGUUUUAUAUAGUGGAUUCUGCCGAAUUUCUGGGUCUUCCGAUGAAUGUCACAAGUGCUAAUUCAGCGGCAGGUGCUUCUGCUGGGCAAGUGAGUAAUACGCAACAGCCGCAACAGCCGGCACAACCGCAAGCUAUGGUGGGUGCGAAUAAGGCGACGCAACAACAGCAGCAGCAACCGCAGCAGCAGCAAGAUCAACCACUUGGGGGUGAUUUAAUGGGCUUUCAGAAUAUGUGGCCGCAGCCAAGCGCAGCAAAUCAAUUGGCUUUUGGGAGCGCCGCCCAGCCGCAACAGCAACAACAACAACCACCACCACCGUCAAAUUCGCAGCAACACCCUCAACAACCAGGUUCGAGUAAUCAAGCGGCAGCUGCAACUGCAGCCAGCACCACUGAUCCUCACAGUUACAACAACAUUGGCAGUAUAUUAACAAAUCUCAUCGAUAACAAUCCGAAUCCAAUGGAAUAUAACUUUGAAAUGAUGCAACAAGGCACUGGCGUUACUGCUGCAGGGAUAACUUCAGCGACCGGAACACCAUCAGCUGCUGUGUCCCAAACACCACAGCAACCGCCACCUGCUCUACACAAUCCCCAGCAGCAGCAACAACAACAACAUCAUCCUGCUGCUUACGGUCUCCAGGCUAGUGCUAGCGCGGCGGGUUUGAUACGUCAUUCAGCUGGGGUUUACGGUGCGACCAGUGCUCUUUACGAGGUACAUCAUCCGGCCCAUCACACAGCUGGUUUGACUGAUAUGAGUGAGCAGCAGAAGAAUAGCUUCCAACCAUAUCAUCCUCAUGCAGCGUUGCAACCGCACGCACUGGGAGCGCAUCCCCUCGCCCCAACAGCCCACCAUCCAUUAACAGCAGCAUCUCAUUUGUUACCACAUGCUGGCCAUCACGUCUACGACCGCGGAGGCUAUUCGGUAUUAGGCGCUGAAGAACCAAAGACCGUGUUACCUCCCAUUACCGAUUACAUGCAUCACAUGCAACAGCAGCAACAUGUACAGCAGCCAGACUUGCUUUAUUAUCCAGUAAAGAACGACUGACAUUCAAAGUAGGCCGCGGCGUUAGGCGGUGGAGGUUGUCCGGAUACUGUAAGGCAAUUUCAUGCCAGUCAUCAUCCUCCACCACCUCCCCCUACACAUCCCUCAUAUCAUCCACAAUUUCCUUACCCAUAUGGCCAUCAACAAUACGCUUCGCAGGGUAAAUCUGCAUUAUCACACCCACAUUCACAUUCGCAUCACCACCACCAUCCGCAUUCACAAUCUGAACUGUUGCAUUGGUGGCCACCACCCACCUCUACAACAUCAGCUAGUUCAGCACCGGCUCCAGCAGCCUCGACAAACACACACUAUUAAAACUGAGAUUGUAUUCUUUUUUCUGUAAAUUUCGUUUCACACAUACAUACGUCUGUAAGUAGUUAUAAGUUUCAAAGUUCAUUUUCUUUUUAACCAUGGUAUAUAUGUUGACACUUGUCAUCACAGUGAUUGUAGAGUCGGAGAGUUAAUGUUAGUCACACUUUGACAUAUUUUGCGUUCGUUACAACUGAGUUGUCCUUGAUGCCAUCACGCUUGCAACCAAUCCGAAAUUCGCAGGAUGAAUGUUUUGGGUUAUAAAAAAAAGUAGCGGUGUAGUUAUAUCGUUCCGCCAAUUAGUGGUAAUUACUAUCGCUUAAGAUGAUUUAUGAAACUAAGCCAAAAGUUCGUAGAAAGGAGAAUUUAGGGGAGCGUUAAAAACGCUCUGUAUAUUACAAUGUUUUCCCCAUUCAAUCAUGAUACCUUCGAGGAGACUUCCUUUAAGUCUCCCAAACGCUUACCAAUUGCCUGGCUGAUAGGCAUCCAGACAUUUCUUCUCUGAGUACAUCAUGAUAGCACCAGUCUUCGCACUUGAUUGAUAUAAACAAUUUUAUUAAUAUAGUUUCCGGUUGUUCUUUUGAAAGUUUGAGCGAAAUGUAAUGACUAUGGGUGUAUUUUCGUCUGCAAUCAACUCAGUCAAUCCUUUCAAUUCAAAUGCUACAGUUGAGUAUCAUACUAACCUAUUUUGUGCUUUUUUUUUUGUGCUUUUGAAAGAGUGUUAUACAACAUGUCGUGGGAAAGCUAACCCGGCCAAUAGUGUUGUCAUAUACGUUGAAUCUGAUUACUUUUGCAUCAACCUUUCACUUUAUGCUAAAUCCGUAAUUAUUUCUAAGGAUGUUCUUCUUUUUUUUUUUUUUUGAAUCAAAUCCCUAUUCCAUUUUUGAUUUUUGUUUUUUUUUUUUUUGUUAUUUAUACCAAUGUCCUUCUCGGAAAUCAAAAUGGGUACACGAAGGAAUGCCAGUGUAAUGGGCGAAUGCCGAAGUAAUGGUCAUUGCCGCGAACCAAACUGUAAAUGCUAUUUUCGAGCAGAGCUGUGCGAUUGCAAACAGCUUUCGAAUUUUCGAAACACAAAAACCAUUUAACGACCGACAACAUAUCGCAAGUAUAUAUUCCGAAAUGAUGAUGAGCAUUCUUCAUGGGUGCAAUGUAAUUCCAUUGCUUAUUAACAGGAUCGUAAUGUUCUGCGGUUCUCAAACUAUUAUCGCUAAUAUACAUUGCCUGUAAUAUGAGUGAUUGCAGGUAACAUGCGUGAUUAUCGGCGAUAGUGUAAAAACCGUAAAACUCUCUGAUCAGGUUAAUAAGAAAUGGAAUAACGUUGUACCUAUGAAUGAUGCUCGCCAUCGUAUUAAGAAUUGUGCACCGAACUUGUUUAUAAUAUAAUGACCAUAUAACGGUUUCAAACGCUGGUUGCCUCUAAGGCAGUAGGAUGAAGUUCAUCGGUGUCGCUUUUCUUUUAGCGAUUCGAUCGAUAUGGAGUCCCAUAUGAAGCGUAAAUCUUUGAAAUUUGAAUGUUUGACUAUAACUAUGCGGAUAACCACUGACGUAGGUGUACUGAUAUUUCUGCAAUCCUUGCAGUCGCACAUCGUUGGUUGAAGAUAGUAUUUACAGUUUUUUUUGUGGGAUUUAUAGCAUUACUCCGUUUACCAAUUUCGAUUCCAGUGUAAUUACAGAAUACAAUAUACCUUUUGGGGAUUAUCUAUCAUAUCUAAGGUAGGAAAUAUGCGAUGUUAUUAAUAAGUAGUUUUCGAACAAAAUUUAGAAAAUGCGUUGUUUCGACGAGAUAAGCGAGCUAACUAAGAUGUCUGUCUCUUGCAUUGUCCAAUUAUUAAGCAAAAGGACAUUAUGUUCAGUUAUUCACCAUUCCAUUAUAAAUUUCCACUUGAUAAAGUCUAUUUAAAAAAAACUAAAUUCCUGAGCGAUUUUAAAUAAUGGUCAUUUCAAGAAGUCACACCAUCACGUUUAAAACCGAAGACAUUUUCCGCUUUUCCUCACCUGUUCUUUUUUUUAAUUGAUGGCAUGAGCAAUUAAACUUGUUUUCUUCUUUUUUUUUGGCCAGAAGAGAGAAGUACGUUUUUUCUAAAUUUGAAACUCUACCGCACUGAGAUUUGAGCCCGCGAACAUAAACUUUGUAGUCGCGAUUGUUGCCUGCUCGGCUACUUAUACGGAUAAUUGCUUCUGUGCGAAUGUUUUCACAGAUCGUUUUGAAACUUCGAAAGAACUAAUAUUUAGCAUAGAGUUUUACCAUUCUUCUCGUUUUUUCUCUUUUCUCUCGUAGCGGAGACUUUUAUUCUUCUUCUCGUUAAAUAAAUUCAUAAGCUUUUUCAAGUGAUCAAAAUUUAGAUAUAAUAUGCCUAACAUUUGCUUUUCUUCUAAUAAAUAUUAACAUAAGAAAGAGAUUGUAUUCUUUUAAUACCCAUCGCCAAUUUGUGCUGAAAUGAAGCAAAUCUUCAACAAUUUAUAUUACAUCGUCGUAUAAACGAUUAAGUUAUUUACAGUCAAUCGUUUUGCACGAAAAUUGUUUUAAAAAAAAUUAAUUUUUCACCAAAGUUGUCUCUCCCCCUUUUAAGCGCGAGCUAAGCAAUUGUUUGGCCAAAUACUAAAUACAUUUUUUUGUCGACGGAUUCCAGAGUAUUAUUGGUGAAUUUUCCUUUUUACAUCUUUCGUAAUUUCAACUUCAACGGAAACACGAUAGAUGGGACGAAAAAUUAAAAAACUUGAAAAAAUUGUGCUUUUGCAACGUGCGAGCGAACUUGACUUUCUAGAUCACCUUAGUCAGUUCAGUGUUCUGCACCCACCCUUUCUUGCUUUUGACGAUUUUUGUUUCUUUGCGUUUAAAACCGUUGAGGAAAUCAGCUUCAGAAGUGAGUGAUGUACACGAUCCACGGAAGGAUUUUUGUCCCCUUUUCACAGCGAUUCGAAACACACAGGAAAUUUUCUUUGCUUUUGAAACACGAAAUCUGAGCUGUUUCUUCUGUCAAUCUGCGCCCUGUAAAAUACAAAAUGUACUCAAAACAUUGAUUAAUAUGAACAGAAGUUUAGAAGAAGUUACUAAGUACACUCCUACCAGCUGAUAGUGGAAGAAUUCAUUACAUUCGUUACAUAAGAAAUUUGCCUUCAUCUCUUUAUUCCACGCAGAAUUUUGUUCUUCUAAGCAACUUUAUGAGGUUGCUGUCGAUAUUUUAACAGACGAACGAAUAUUUCCAAAUUUUAUCGAUCUUCAUUGUAUUCAACUAUCCGCUUAGGCUAGAUUUGAGAGCCAACCUUAACAGGUCCCUAUUUUUUUCUUAUUGUAAGCUUCUUUUGAUUUAUUCAUUUUAAAGCGAAAUAGCGUCCCUGCGCAUUCAAAUAUAGCUUUUUAACAGUUUGGAAAAACGAAUUUAAUUUACCGAAUACAAUGAGUGAAGGGGUCUCUAGCAUUAACUUUUAAAAAGACAUAUAAUCGAAGCGCUUGAGGCGUAUGUCUGCCAGCAAGGAACUAAAUAAACAAACAAAAAAAAAAAAAUGCUGGCAAUAAAG